ACAGGAUGACAUCUCUAAAGUUUGUCUUCUGUCUUAUAUGUUUGCUCUUGUGGAAAACAGCUGCUCUGAAAUUCUCCUCAUCUGUGUGUCAGGACAGUGUUUUUUUAUCAGUUAAAGCUGGAGACAAUUUGACUUUAUGCUGUUUUAAUGAGGACGAUGUUUCAGCACGGCUUUAUUGGUUUAAGCAAACUCUGGGACAGAAGCCAAGGCUCAUCUCUGACUUCUCUGUACAUGAUAAAAAUGGCAUUUUUUAUGAAGAAUUCAAGGACAAUCAACGCUUUACGCUGGAUACUAAAAAUGGCACCAAUCACUUGACAAUUUCUAAUUUACGCACGUCAGACUCAGCUACUUACUACUGUACAAAAGGUUAUUCAGUCACAUUUACAUUUUUGGAGAGCAUUAUUGUCAGUGUACAGGGUUCAGGACUGAACAUCCAUCAGUCCGGAUCUGAGACCAUCCAGCCAGGAGGCUCCAUGACUCUCAGCUGUACAGUUCACACUGGGACCUGUGAUGGAGAACACAGUGUUUACUGGUUCAAAGACUCUGAAGAAUCUCAUCCAGGACUCAUUUACACUCAUGGAGACAGGAAUGAUCAGUGUGAGAGGAAACCUGAGACACAAACACAAACCUGUGUCUACAACUUGCCGAUGCAGAGGCUGAACCGUUCUCAUGCUGGGACCUACUACUGUGCUGUUGCCUCAUGUGGACACAUACUGUUUGGAGAUGGGACCAAGCUGGACUUUGAGGAUGAGGGGGACUCCCCUCUCUUGGUGUGUUUCCUGAGUGGAGCUCUGACAGUCACUACCUUCCUGGUUGCUUUCCUGGCUUUCUUACAGUACAAGACGAACAAAAGCAACAGCUACCAAUCUCCUGAAGCAAGAUUCAUAGCUCCCUCCACAGCAAACAUUGAUGGUUUCCGAGAUGAAGACAACCUCCAUUAUGCUGCUAUCAGUGAUAACCUGCCCGACAGAUCAAGCAGACAGAGGGACGACACCAAGAUUGACAGUGUGUAUUCCUGUGUUAGGCAGAAGAAAUUACUUCUUUAAGUAAGGCUGGAUUAUUUACUUUUAAUUCGAAGGUUAAUGUAGGUUUAAACUAGAUUUAGAUGUAGAUGUUGAGAUUGUCUUUAUGUACAGUGUUGACAAGAAGUGCUUUUAUUUUGAAUGCCUCCUGAUUCUUAUUUUGUUUUCUUACCAAGAAAAAUAAUCUUUAGGUAAGUUUUUGUACAUGUGAAUAAAUUCUCUUUCUGACAAAAAACGAACAUUUAAAAGCUCAGAUUCAUCGAUGGUGCAGAAGUGACACCUGGGCUUAGAGGUUCAAGUAUGUCAAGAACUUCCUCGUUUCCCCCUCAGUGGUUUUUAA
Molecule: messenger RNA, 1362 nt
Organism: Seriola dumerili (greater amberjack)
Lineage: Eukaryota; Metazoa; Chordata; Actinopteri; Carangiformes; Carangidae
Exons: 5
Coding region: 6-1046 (346 amino acids)
Biological process (GO): response to bacterium
Source: RefSeq, a predicted model, not a curated record